Amphiprion ocellaris (clown anemonefish) is the source of this 2127-nucleotide messenger RNA. It is a transcript of the gene tnfrsf19, whose product is annotated as tumor necrosis factor receptor superfamily, member 19. Gene Ontology annotation, biological process: positive regulation of JNK cascade; positive regulation of canonical NF-kappaB signal transduction. Gene Ontology annotation, molecular function: signaling receptor activity; protein binding. Gene Ontology annotation, cellular component: plasma membrane. NCBI's taxonomy places the organism in Eukaryota, Metazoa, Chordata, Actinopteri, Pomacentridae. The transcript is spliced from 10 exons. Bases 208 to 1302 code for a protein of 364 amino acids. The record is from RefSeq and is a predicted model, not a curated record.
UCCAGCGUUGAGCUCUGCUGUGCUGUUGUGUGCUGGUGUUGUGUUGAGUCGUGCAGGGCUGGAGGAGCAGCGCUGACAUGGUGAGCGGACCGGUGCGGGAAACACGCCACCACCACACCUCUCACCGGUCUGCCUUCGACUUUUAACAGCCACACUUUGAUCAACAGGCUCCGUUUAGCAGCUGCGAACAACAAGUGGCUCAUCAAAAUGGUCCGGAUGCUUCAACACACCUUCUCACUGCUGCUAACUGUGCAUGUCAUAUAUUCAGCUCUGAUUCAUGUGAGAGCCGAGGAGGAGACCAGAGAAUGCAGGGAGCAGGAGUACAAGGACCGCUUUGGGAACUGUAAACCCUGCAAACAGUGUGAUGCAGGACAGGAGCUAUCAAAGGAAUGUGGCUUUGGUUAUGGAGAGGAUGCCCGGUGCGUGCCCUGUCGGAGCAGUCGCUUCAAAGAGGACCGGAGCCUGCAGAAGUGCAAACCCUGCCUGGACUGUGGACUCAUCAACCGCUUCCAGAAGGGCAACUGCUCCACCACCAGCAACGCCGUGUGUGGCGACUGUCUGCCGGGAUUUUACAGGAAGACAAAACUAAGUGGUUUCCAAGACAUGGAGUGUAUACCUUGUGGGGACCCUCCACCGUCCUAUGAGCCCAACUGCAGUGGACGUGUGAACCUGGUGCCGCUGCCCUCCGUAGUGACCAGUCCGAGGGACAUGGCCCUGGCGGCGGUCAUCUGCAGCGCUCUCGCCACCGUCCUGCUGGCUCUGCUCGUCUUGUGUGUCAUCUACUGCAAGAGACAGCUGCUGGAGAAGAAGCCCAGUGCCUCUCUGAGGUCUCAGGACUGUCCCUACAGUGGAGCCGAGCUCUCCUGUCUGGACGCCCGCUGGCUGCACGACUUUCCCCAGAGACCCUGCUGCCAGUGUCACCUGGGCCCCGGACACACCUGCGGUCCAGUCCACCUGAUCCCGUCUCUGUGCUGCGAUGAGAGCUGCAGUCUGGGCCACAGCCAGGACAUCAGCCCAUUCCAGUCCCAGAUGAGUCUGAGUGAGGGAAACACAAACCUGAACGAGGAGGGAGCACCAAUGCAGCUGGAGGGGCAUCCAGAGUCCGUCUGCGAGGGGGCAGGUGGGGGGAGAGGAGGCUCUGAACCUGCAGAAAGACUGGAAGUGGAGGGAGAAGAGGAAGAUGAGGAGGAUGAAGGGCGCAGGUCGAGGGAGAAUUCACCUGAGAGGAGCAGAGGGAACUGCAGUGAAGCUGUGACAGAAGCACUUCUUCCCAAACAUCAUGCACUGACUCAGGAAGGAUGACAUGGAUUUCUUUGGCUUGUGUUCCACCCUUGAACCACCGUGGACUCAACAACAGAUCCCGUUUCAGAUUACUCACUAGUUCCCCACACACACACACACACACACACACACACACACACACACACACACACACACACACACACACACACACACAGACCAGCAGCAGCCACUCACAAGUGUGGUCGCGUUGCCUCUUUGAAAUGCCUGCCGCUGACCUCAGAGCCCUUCGUCAGAUGGUCCAAACAGAAUUUGUACAUGCAUGCAAACAGAAGCACUACUGAGGAAAAGGAAAGGCGUGCGCAUACACACACACGCGCACACACACACACACACACACACACACACAGAGAAUGUGAACCCAUUGGCCCAGAAGGUAAAAUCAUAUGAAGUUCAAACGUCGAGGAGUGCUGACUUAUUACUGUGGAGCAAAGUGAAUCAAAGUGAGCCUCUGCUCUGCCUCGAGAAUGUCUCGCAUCUUCACAUGUAGGAGAACAUGAACUGUACCACUCAUCUAGCAGCUGGUGUUAUGAAGCUUUGUGUAUUAAAAGGUGACAGUUGUAAAGUUUGAAGUGUGAAGAAAAAAGUGUCAAAAGUGUUAUGUUGCACAUUGAAGACAAUCUUGAUCAUAUGGAACAAGUAAAGACGAGGAAUGUCGAAGUGAUAAAUGUGUUGUAGAUACUGUAAAAUAGUAAAUAGGUCAAUAUUUUUGUAACAUAGACGUGAGUGACGUCAUGUCUGCUUUUCUCCCCCCAGUUAUAGUGUUGACGGUUGUGAAUGGUCACUUCCAUGUAUCGUUGUUGUAAAUAAACCACUUGAACAAGUUUA